AUGAGGGCCUUUCGGGAAGCUUUAGAGGAGUGUGGAUUGAUAAUUAUUGGGUUUAAGGGGUAUAAAUUUACAUGGUCUAACAGAUGGCAAGGUGAUGGGAAUGUAAAGCUAAGGCUGGAUAGAAUGGUGGCUAAUGGUGACUUUUUUAGGACUUUUCCUGAGGUAACAACGCAUCAUCUGAAUUCUAUUGUGCCUGACCAUCUUCCUUUGUUGUCGUAUUUGAGACCAAGUACUUGGGAGAGGAAGCAUAAGCGGUUUUUGUUCGAGGAAAUGUGGACUACUGUUGAGGGUUGCCAAAACGUCAUUACGCAUGCUUGGGAGUUUGAGACUGGAACUGUAGUAGAGAAAUUGAAGGCAUGUCAAGGGUCUCUGCGGACGUGGAAUAAUGCCCAUGUAGGCCGAAUACCCACAAAGCUCCGAAGUCUGCGGCAGAAAUUAGAUGACAUCCAAAGGAGAAGUUUCUCCCCAGUAGUUGAGUUUCAACAGAGAGAUAUAUGUAGGGAAAUAGAUGUGUUACUGGAAAGAGAAGAAAUGUUGUGGAGGCAGAGAUCGCGGGUCUCAUGGAUGAAAUAUGGGGACAAAAACACAAGAUUUUUCCAUGAACAUGCAAAAAUGUGGGGACGGCAGAAUCUGAUUAAGGCUAUUGUAGAUGAUCGGGGGAUUUGGUGUACAUCUACUGAAAGUAUUGGUAGUGUUUUCUGUGAGCAUUUUCAAGGCUUGUUUGCUUCCAAUGGACUACAUGAGGUAGGAGUAGUCACUGAGGUGAUUAAGCCGAUACUCACUCCAUCUCAAAAUUUGCGCCUCAAUCAAGUUUUCUUAAGGGAGGAGAUUGAAACUUCCUUGGGACAAAUAUUUCCUACUAAGUCUCCAGGAGUGGAUGGUAUGUCGGCACUGUUUUAUCAGAAGUAUUGUGGGGUGGUAGGCGUUGAUGUGGUAGGGUUCUACCUUAAUGUCUUGAAUGGGGUGCCAGUGUAA
Molecule: messenger RNA, 975 nt
Organism: Prunus armeniaca (apricot)
Lineage: Eukaryota; Viridiplantae; Streptophyta; Magnoliopsida; Rosales; Rosaceae
Source: the annotation of a GenBank genome assembly